This is a messenger RNA of Bicyclus anynana (squinting bush brown), 796 nucleotides long. RefSeq names its product threonylcarbamoyl-AMP synthase (gene Tcs1). Gene Ontology annotation, molecular function: double-stranded RNA binding; nucleotidyltransferase activity; tRNA binding. Bases 1 to 744 code for a protein of 247 amino acids. Gene Ontology annotation, biological process: regulation of translational fidelity. Lineage: Eukaryota; Metazoa; Arthropoda; Insecta; Lepidoptera; Nymphalidae. The record is from RefSeq and is a predicted model, not a curated record. Gene Ontology annotation, cellular component: cytoplasm. The transcript has a single exon.
AUGAACAUUUUAAGAAAAUUUAGCUGUCAUAGUAGUUUCAUAGUUAGAAAGAAGAGUGUAUCACCAAAGAUGAAGAUCGAAAAGAUGGCUUCAAUAAUCCCUUGCAACCAGCAAAAGUCCUUUGUAAAAGCUGCAGAGCUAUUGUCAAAUGGGCAUGUGAUAGCUGUGCCCACAGAUACUAUUUAUGGUUUAGCAUGCAGCGCCAACUGUCCUGAGGCAAUUAAGAAGUUAUAUGCCAUUAAAGGUAGAGAUGCAGUAAAACCAGUAGCUAUAUGUGUAACACACAUCACAGAUAUAAGAAAAUGGGGUCAAGCUUCACACUUAAGUGACAAUUUACUUUGUAGUUUACUCCCUGGACCAGUCACAGUAGUUUUGGAAAAAACUCUACACCUAGAUAAUCCAUACCUAAACCCACACACAACAAAAAUUGGUAUACGUAUACCAAACCAUGAAUUCAUAAAUAAUGUGACAAAAAUGUUUGACAAGCCAUUAGCAUUAACAAGUGCUAAUUUCAGUAAUGAGCCUUCUACGCUCUGUAUAAAGGAGUUUGAGCAUUUAUAUGGAUAUUUGGGUGCUGUUUUUGAUGGUGGUAUUCUUAGUCAAGGUUUAGAUCAAAAUAGGACGGGUUCUACAGUUAUAGACUUGUCAAUGGAGGGUACCUAUAAAAUCAUAAGAAAGGGGAUUUCCUAUGAGAAGAUUAUUAAGAUAGUUGAAACUAAUGGUUUAACCAGUAUUGUUGAUUGAACUUUUACAAAAAUGUGUAAUAAAUUAUAGUAAGUUAUUAAAAAUCAAAUAA